AUGGCAGCAGCUUCAGCGCCACCAGUCUCCACCAUUUUCUCCGCCACAACUCCAACCUCAAAACCCGUAUUUAUAUACUCAAAUUUUUCUAAGCUAACUCUAAAUCCCCAUCAAAGUUCCAAAGAAUUGACCUCUAUUUCAAGAAGACAAUUCUUGAAUGGAUCGCUUGCUUUAGUGCCACUAGUGAUAUCUCCGCCUCCACCUUCUCAGGCAAAGGAAAUUGAAGUGGGAUCUUACCUCCCUAAGUCGCCGGUCGACCCUUCUUUCGUUCUCUUCAAAGCCACCCCUAAAGAUACCCCUGCUCUUCGUGCAGGAAAUGUACAGCCAUACCAGUUUAUCCUUCCACCAACUUGGAAACAACUACGCAUAGCCAACAUACUAUCGGGAAAUUAUUGCCAACCCAAGUGUGCAGAGCCUUGGGUCGAAGUAAAAUUUGAAGAUGAAAAACAGGGAAAGGUUCAGGUGGUAGCCUCUCCUUUGAUACGCUUGACGAACAAACCCAAUGCGACAAUUGAAGACAUUGGGAGUCCUGAUAAGCUCAUUGCUUCCCUUGGACCUUUUGUUACGGGAAAUACAUUUGACCCAGAUGAACUCAUUGAGACUUCUGUUGAGAAACACGGUGAUCAAACUUACUAUAAAUACAUUCUAGAGACUCCAUAUGCUCUCACAGGAUCACACAAUCUUGCUAAGGCAACAGCAAAGGGAAACACGGUCAUCCUCUUUGUGGCAAGCGCGAAUGAUAAGCAGUGGCCGUCAUCACAGAAAACUUUGCAAGCUAUACUUGAUUCCUUUGAAGUUUGA
Messenger RNA from Fraxinus pennsylvanica, 801 nucleotides. Lineage: Eukaryota; Viridiplantae; Streptophyta; Magnoliopsida; Lamiales; Oleaceae. The record is from the annotation of a GenBank genome assembly.